This is a messenger RNA of Ylistrum balloti, 644 nucleotides long. RefSeq names its product prefoldin subunit 4-like. Lineage: Eukaryota; Metazoa; Mollusca; Bivalvia; Pectinida; Pectinidae. Gene Ontology annotation, cellular component: cytoplasm; prefoldin complex. Gene Ontology annotation, biological process: protein folding. The record is from RefSeq and is a predicted model, not a curated record. The transcript has 4 exons. Bases 47 to 451 code for a protein of 134 amino acids.
UUUAUCGACAAAAUAGUUUGCUGCGGAGACGUGACAUCGAUCCAAGAUGGCUGCCACCAUGAAGAAUUCGGAUACAGACACACAGGUGACAUACCAGGACCAACAGAAAAUCAACAAAUUUGCCCGCAAUAACGCCCGGCUACAGGACUUAAGAGACGAGCAAGAAAACAAGAAGAAAGAGUUGCAGAAUCUGGAGGAUGCUGCUGAUGAGCUUCUGAUGCUGGAAGAUGAAAGUGACGCUAUUCCUUAUCAGAUAGGAGAGGUCUUUGUCAGUCUGAACACUGAUACAACCAAUGAGAUGUUGGAGAAAGCAAAGGAGCGUGUUCAGGAGGAGAUCAAGGGCCUUGAUGCACAGUGUGAGGUCCACAAACAAAUCCUACAGGACUUAAAAGUGGAACUUUACGCUAAAUUUGGCAAUAAUAUCAACCUGGAAGCAGAUGAUGAUUCCUGAUAUGUGUAAUUGUAGAAAUUCCUGGACUAUUUCAUAUUUGUAUUACCAUUUCUUUAACAAGAUGAGAAGGAGUAGUCUUCAUAGUACAGCAGUUUCCAACAUUCUCAUUAUCAGUUUUACUUUCAGUUUACCUGUACUUUACAAAGUAAACUGAUAAUGACAUCUUCUUAAAAUUAAAAUGGUUAACAUAAAA